Molecule: messenger RNA, 6256 nt
Organism: Brassica napus (rape)
Lineage: Eukaryota; Viridiplantae; Streptophyta; Magnoliopsida; Brassicales; Brassicaceae
Exons: 1
Coding region: 973-5226 (1417 amino acids)
Biological process (GO): telomere maintenance; DNA repair
Molecular function (GO): DNA helicase activity
Source: RefSeq, a predicted model, not a curated record
AUAAUAUAUUACUUAAUAUAACCAAGGAAAUAACAUAAUCAAAACUACAGGAGGAUCCACGCAAAAGCGGAAGCGAGGCCGACCACGUGAAUCACUUAAUAAACCAAAAGGUAUAUAUUUACUACCCAAAAUAUCUAAUCCUAAGACAAAUUGUCUUAUCCCAAUGAUUAAAAUGUGUACAUUUUCAGUUCAUCUGGUAAAUGACCGACCAUCAUUCAAACCAACAUAUUACGACUGUAAGUAUAUAUGGAUCAUAUUAUUAUAUCUUAAACCAAACUUAUUCAUCAAACAAACUAACUUCCCAGACUUAAUUUAACAGGUGGUUGUGAUAACUGCGACUCUUACAGUAAGAAAUAAUCCUAAAAUGUGUAUCUAUUAUGCUAUAUUCUUUUAACCUAACCACUAUUAAUCUUAAUAGUCAAGCAGAAAAAUGCACGUAAUAUGAGAAAGGCCAUUUUGCUAUCCAAACGAACGUCGGCAUCGUCACGAGGUACGCAUAAUGGCUGAUAAAAUCUAUUACGAUUUAUUAAAUUUCUAAUUCAAAUUUACGUUGUUUCUACAUAGAUACAAACGCUCCACCAAAUCCACAAGGAACGCGUCGCACUCAACCAAAAAAGAAAGGUGCAUACUACUUAAGCCCCUAUAGUUUCCCAGAAAUAUAUAUAUAUAUAUAUAUUUAAUUUCUAAAAUAUAUUUUUCAGCGUAAUGGUGUUUCUAAAAAUCAACUAAAAUCAAAUUUCGAAACUAAUUCAUUUUAACAAAUAAUUUUUUUCCAAAAAACAAAAAAUACCGAAAAAAAAAAAAACUUUUUUACCAAAAUAUAAAAAAUAAUAAUUCCUAACCCUCUGUUAAACUCUUAAGAUUUCAAUAAACUAUGAUUUAACAAUUCGUAAUAAACAUUUUCCAGAAAAAGGUUCAACAUCCCGACUAGAUGAAAACCGAAUCGUACCAUGCUCAAAAUGUGGUGCAUUAAUGUGGACUUCUGAAAGCCCUGCUACAGACCCACGAACAGGUGAACCAACUUUCACCCUUUGCUGUAACCAUGGCCAAAUCAAGCUUCCACCGAUCAACCAGCCGCCAGCCCUAUUAGAAAAACUUCUUCAAACCAGAUGGUUUCGAGAUACUAUCCGAGUCUAUAAUUCUGUCCUUGCUUUUACAUCCGUUGGAAUGAAAAUGGAUUAUAGUGUCGUCCACGCACCUGGUCCUUAUACUAUACGGAUCCAAGGUCAAACCCACCACAGAAUUGGCUCGCUCAUACCGCGACAAGGCUGUCUCCCAGAAUAUCUCCAGCUUUACAUAUUUGACACGGCCAACGAACUCAAAAACCGCCUAAACGCGAUGGGGCAAACCUCAGCAGAAGGUAACCUCGAUGAGCCAACGUUAGCCCUCCUCAUCGAGAUGAUUGACGAGAACAAUUGUCUAGCAAAGAUCUUUCGUCGUGCACGAGACCACUACGAAAGCGUCGGGUCAGAGUUUACUAUUAGGUUAGUCCAAGAUAAAGGGAAGGGGAAAGAAUAUGAUCUCCCAACUACAAGCGAGGUGGCAGGUCUUAUCGUGGGGGAUAUAACAUCAACAAUUGGAGAACGAGAUAUAGUGGUUCAGUUUCAAUCUGACACUUUGCAGCAGAUACGUGACGAUCACCCUCUAUAUAUGAGCCUCCAAUACCCUCUUUUGUUUCCGUAUGGUGAAUACGGGUUUCACCUAGAAAUUCCCCUGCAUCUUGAGACAGGCACUUCAAGAACAAGGCAAUUCGUGACCAUCCGUCAAUACUACGCUUCUCUAAUCCAAACACGUCCUAACCAAGGAAUGACGUUGAUUAAAGGCGGUCGUCUCCUCCAUCAGUUUAUUGUGGACGUUUAUACAGCAAUUGAGGAAGACCGACUGAGGUGGGCGAGAAAUAACCAAGAAAUCUUGCGGGCUGAGCUAUACAGCAAUGUUCUUGAUGCUGUAAGUAAAGGUGACACUGACGCUAAAAUUAUUGGCCAGAGAUUUAUACUGCCGCCAAGUUUCACCGGAGGCCCCCGGUACUUAGUUGAGAAAUACCACGAUGCUAUGGCUAUUUGCAGAGAAUUCGGCAAUCCAGAUUUGUUUAUCACGAUGACGGCCAAUCCAAACUGGAGCGAGAUUAAAGAACAUCUUCAGAAAUACGGUGGAGAUUCUCCUAAUGAUAGACCGGACAUUGAAUGUCGGGUUUUUAAGAUGAAGCUAGAUCAACUGCUCAAGGAUUUCAAAGCAGGAACUUUUUUCAAGCCAUAUAAGGCAGCUCUCCACCGAAUAGAGUUUCAAAAAAGAGGUCUCCCUCAUGCACAUAUAUUAUUGUGGUUAGGAAAUUCUACCAGAACACCGAGUGCAGAUGAAGUGGAUGAAAUAAUUUCGGCCGAGCUCCCCAACAAAGAGGAAGACCCAGCUGCUUACGACUUAGUCACGAAACACAUGAUCCACGGUCCAUGUGGACACUUCAAUCCGAAGUCACCAUGUAUGGAAAACAAUGUGUGCACGAAAAAGUAUCCUCGGCCGAAUAACGACAACACUUCGAUUGACAAAUCCGGGUAUGUGUUAUAUCGUCGACGCCGAAACAAAGAUACGUGUACAGUAAAGGCUGGAGCUGUACUAGACAACACUUUCGUCGUACCUCAUAACAUUAAGCUUCUGAAGAAGUACGAAGCUCAUAUUAAUGUUGAAUGGUGUAAUCGGACAAGCGCGGUGAAAUACUUAUUCAAGUACAUAACCAAGGGCGUUGACCGAGCAACCGCUGUUAUUGAGAAAGGAAAUACAGCAACUACAUCCGACGCGACAGGAUCCGGAGGAUCAAAGGAGAAAGUCCUAAUGCAACGCAAUGAGAUCCAAGACUACAUCGAAGCCCGAUAUUUAUCAGCUUGUGAGUCCAUGUGGCGGACUUUCGCCUUCCACAUACACAAAAGAAAGCCAUCAGUUGAAAAGCUUAUCAUUCACUUGGAAGGCGAACAUAAUAUUACGGUUAAAUCAACAGACAACCUCGGUCGUGUAAUCCACAAACCGGGUAUCGAGAAGACGAUGUUCACAGAGUGGAUGGUUUUAUGCAGAAGGUCAGCGUUUGCCCGGACACUGACAUAUGUGCAGAUUCCUGAAUAUUUUGUCUGGAACAACAGUGCUAAAGUGUGGACUGAGCGUAAGAGAGGAAAAACCAUUGGCCGAGUCGUAGCUGUCCAUCCUUCAGCAGGCGAUCGAUACUACCUGAGGGUCCUCAUUAAUAAGAUUAAGGGUCCUAGAAGUUACGACGAGCUAAAAACAUACAACGGCGUGAAAUACCCGGACUUUAAAUCAGUUUGCCACGCACGAGGCCUUUUGGACAACGAUGUUGAAUGGCUCGAGAGUAUGUCGGAGGGUGCUCGAACGGCCAGCCCAUACCAGCUUCGUGAUUUGUUCGUCACAUUCCUAAACAACUGCUUCGUCGCAAGCCCUAAAGGACUAUGGGAACACUCAUGGAAAUCAAUGAGCGACGACAUACUUCACAAGAGGCAAAGGAUCUUAGGCCACGCGAAUCUGGAACUGGACGAUAAUACCCUCGAGCAAUACACAUUGAUAGAAGUUGAAAAGCUGAUGCGCAUGCAAGAUCGCUCCUUAAACGAUUUUAAGGAUAUGCCGAAGAUCAAUCCUGUUUUGCUCAAGGAAUUGGGGAACAGUUUGUGGAACCAAGAAAUGGAUUACGAUGUUGCGGAGGAAACACUAAGACAUGACAAGCAAUACAAAUUGCUCAAUGUUGAGCAACUUGCAAUCUAUGAAUCAGUCUUACACUCAGUUGAUAAGAAAGAAGGAAAACUUUUCUUUGUAUAUGGCGCAGGGGGCACAGGAAAAACAUUCCUAUACCAGACUAUUAUAUCCAGACUUCGGUCAAGAAAACAAAUUGUUCUACCAGUUGCUUCUUCGGGAAUAGCCGCAUUGCUACUACCAAACGGGAGAACAGCUCACUCUCGCUUCAAUAUUCCAUUGAAGCUCGAGGAAGAUAAGCUUUGCAACGUCAAACCAGGUACAAUGCUUGCUGAGUUAAUUGAGGAAACAGACCUCAUAAUAUGGGAUGAGGCACCGAUGACACACAAACAUGCUUUCGAAGCAUUAGACAAGUCGUUGAAGGAUAUUAUGUCUAUCAAAAAUCCACCCGCAAAGAAUCAGCCUUUUGGUGGCAAAACAGUUAUGUUAGGUGGUGAUUUCAGACAGAUCCUACCAGUCAUUCCGCAAGGUAGAAGAGCUGAUACUGUACUAGCUUCGAUAAGCCAUUCAUAUCUAUGGAAUAGCUGCCACAAGUUCUCUUUAAAAACAAAUAUGCGAGUCAAUCAGGAUGAGAAAGAGUUUUCUGAAUGGCUUCUCAGAGUCGGGGAAGGUCGUCUAGGAGAAGAACAAGAAUAUGAGGAGGAUGGGUACCAUGACCAACUCAUACAUAUCGAUGACUCAUUGAUUUGUCGGAGUUUUGUUGACCCAUUGAAAGAAGUUGUUGAUGCUGCAUAUGGACAAAUCAGCAGCCAUAUGAAUUCCAAGACUUCCUACACCGAUAAAGCUAUCCUCACACCCCGUAACGAAACCGUUGAUGAAAUCAAUGCUUAUACCAUCUCACGGACCUACAGGGUAUCAAGAGAUUACUACAGCUCAGACAGCUUUGAAUUAUCAGAUACUACAUCAGAUCUAAAUGAUACACUAUACUCCAUUGAGUAUCUUAACUCAUUGGAAUUCUCGGGUUUGCCUUCGCACAAACUUACUCUGAAAGUUGGUGCCCCAGUUAUGCUUCUCAGAAACAUAAAUCAGAAAAAAGGAUUAUGCAACGGUACUCGGAUGAUCCUAACCCACGUUGGUGAACGCGUUCUGAAGGCAGAGAUCAUCACUGGAUCCCACAUUGGAGAAGAGGUCUUGAUCCCAAGAAUUGUGCUUUUGUAUGAUGAAACGAAAUUACCGUUCACAUUACGUCGGCGGCAAUUUCCUAUCAGAUUGUGCUACGCAAUGACAAUCAACAAAAGCCAAGGCCAAAGUUUAAAAGAGGUCAUCUUAUACCUGCCUAAGCCAGUCUUUUCUCAUGGUCAACUUUACGUGGCCCUCUCCCGUGUCACAAGCAAAGCAGGAUUAACGAUCAUCAAAACUGAAGAUCCACACCAGCUGAAAGUGAAGAACAUAGUCUACAAAGAAAUAUUCAAAGGCCUUCAUCCCGAGACAGGUAAUUUAAAUAAUUAUUUUUUACUCUCAUCUUUUUCAGAAAUCUGAUAACAUAUUAUAUUCACAGAUUAACAACCUCGAAAAUAUCGACCAAGCGAUGAUACAAGCCAAUAAAGAAGAGACUUACACAUAGGUUUACCCCACCUACGCCAGGUACAAAACUUUUAAUAUAAAGAGCAAUACCACUAUAUUCAACUAAACGUAUGCUGACUAACUAUUCUUAUCCAAUUUCAGGUCCUUUCUUUCUCAUGACCCUCAAAAAAUUCUGAUCUGCGAAAGACUUAAUCUGCUUCCUCCAUUAUCUACUUUACUUACAACUUUUUUGGCUUUUAAACAUUUGCGUAAACUCGAUAUACACAACUUUUCACACAUAUUAUAACACACAAUCCUUCCAUCUCAAACAAAAAUAUUGAUUACCAACAAACUUUUUGUGUUCAAACAAACAAUACCUACAUCUAAUAUGAUAUUUUGGAUCAAAAUUUUAUUAGAAAAUAACCCGGGCGUAGCCCGGGAACUGACCUAGUAUUAAGUAACAAGAACAAGCCAAAUAGUUAAAAAUAAAAAUAUAUUUGUUACUUGAUUUGUACUUACGAGUAAUAGAAUCCGUUUACUUGUUACUUGACUUGAUUGUAGCAAGUAUUUGUUUUUUUAAACCGAGCUGAGUCAAGUCGCAAGUAUAAGCUGGGUAUCAAGUAAUAGUGCCCAGGCCUACCUAGUAUAUUCUCAUCAUGUGCUUGCUUGCCUCGGAUUCAAUUCAAUUGUCUAUCCGUCACGGUUUUUUUUUGCACGACAAAUAAAAAUAAUCAGACAUUAAGACCUGGUUUCGCGUUAUUUUUUUGCUAUUGUGAUAAGUAACUUUCAACCACAUCAUAAGACACUUAUUUUAAUUGUUUGAACACACAAAUAUUUUUCAACUUUUUAGGUAUGUUAUGCAUAGUUCGCAAAAAUUCCACAAAAGCAAAGACCAAUGAGUUGCAAUAGAAUGAAGAUACUGUAAGAUAUAAACUGCGAAGUUUGGUGCUUCGCUUACAAAGGCUUUGGUACAAGACAAAGGCGAUGUUAGAUAGAACCCAAUCCA